UGUAAUUAUAGUUACAAGUGCUACAAAUUUUUUUCCCAGUAUAAAAUUCACUUUUGUUCAUUUACCCAAGAAUAUGGCACGGCAACAAGAGAUUGAUGCGAUUGUCGGGUGAAGAAAAAGAGAAAGAGGCGUGAGAAAUAAGCUUGACGAGGAUUGAAGAAGUAGGGCCUCAACAAAAAAACAGUCGUGAAACGUGGAACCUAGUCGUAGAUCAACACGCUAUAUUUUGUCAAUCUACAACUACGACUUACGUCUCACGACUCAGUUACGGUCGCUUUGUUAGACCCGUGGAGGCGGAGUAAAUUUGCAAUGAAUACAAGACGCGCGAGAACUCCGCGUGGAAUGGAUGAUCGACGUGAUUGCCGCAUGAUCAGCCGACGUUACCAAGACGACCCUUGAACCUGGGCGAGCGUCAGACGUGUUCGGCUUGUGCGAAACGUAGUUGAAUGCCCCGCCACGGGACAGUGCAACUUGUUUCACUUCGAUCUCCCUGCUUCCAGCGAAGUCAGUGUAGUGCGCGCGAUCCGGUGCGAGACGUUGUCGUCUUCAAUAUCCUUUCGGCCGCGUAUCUCUUCAACGCGGUGGCCGGUUUGCUUCGAAUUUACAUGCCGCUCGUAAGAGAAGAGGAGAUAUCAAGAAGUGGAGUGAACGUAACUGGGUUACUACGCCGUCUUCUGGACUUUCUGUACGGUAACAUCGAACGCGUGGAGUUACCGCCUUCCGGUUCGGCGGAAUCCAGUAAGGAGACUGUGGAGACUGUCCACUGUAUCAAUCCGUUGGAGUCCGUUCGCGCGAGAGAGAUGGAAUCGUCGGUGAGCUUUGUCGUCGGGGACCCCGAGCAUGGCGAACAAGAGCUCAAUCCCAAUCGCGAUACUGAUCCUAAUGAGGUGCAGGAAAUCGAAGAUAUCUUCCCGAGCGAUGGGAGCGAUAACGGCAAUUUGCAGAUGCAGAUCAAUGUCGCGGCAGGAUUGGUCGAGCGGCGUAAGCGCCUCAGGCCUAGCAUGUCGCAAGGUACGGUGAUGAUCCAGACGCAAAAUCGGCUUCAUGAGAAGGACUUUACCGUUGCAACUCCUGAAGAGUUUGUCCAUCGCUUCGGAGGUACCAAAGUUAUCAACAAGGUGUUGAUUGCCAAUAAUGGUAUCGCAGCAGUUAAAUGUAUGCGAUCGAUUCGACGCUGGUCAUAUGAGAUGUUCAAAAACGAGAGAGCUGUGCGUUUCGUGGUGAUGGUCACUCCGGAAGAUUUGAAGGCAAACGCGGAAUACAUCAAAAUGGCAGACCAGUACGUGCCUGUACCGGGUGGGACCAACAACAAUAAUUACGCUAACGUGGAACUUAUCAUCGAUAUCGCAAUACGUACUCAAGUUCAAGCAGUUUGGGCCGGAUGGGGUCAUGCUUCAGAAAAUCCUAAACUUCCGGAACUACUCCAUAAAAAUAACAUCUGCUUUAUUGGACCGUCCGAAAAAGCUAUGUGGGCUUUGGGUGAUAAGAUUGCAUCUAGCAUAGUCGCUCAAACCGCGGAUGUACCAACACUUCCCUGGUCAGGAUCGGAAUUGACAGCGCAAUACAGCGGGAAAAAAAUCAAAAUAUCAUCGGAACUUUUCAAAAAAGGAUGCGUUGCCACCGUGGAAGAGUGUCUAGCAGCGGCUAACAAGAUCGGCUUUCCAGUUAUGGUGAAGGCGAGCGAAGGUGGUGGUGGUAAAGGAAUAAGAAAAGUAGAAAACGCCGAGGAAUUGCCCGCUUUAUUUAGGCAAGUACAGCUCGAAAUACCUGGCUCACCAAUAUUUAUUAUGAAAUUAGCCAAAUGCGCUCGUCACUUGGAAGUGCAAUUACUGGCCGACAAUUAUGGUAAUGCAAUAUCAUUGUUUGGGCGCGACUGCUCUAUCCAGAGGAGACAUCAAAAAAUCAUCGAGGAAGCCCCUGCCGUGAUUGCUAAGUCAGAAGUUUUCGAAGAAAUGGAAAAAGCCGCUGUAAGAUUAGCAAAAAUGGUGGGAUACGUUAGCGCGGGAACCGUCGAGUAUCUGUACGACACAUCUGGCAGAUAUUAUUUCUUGGAGUUGAAUCCUCGUCUUCAAGUGGAGCAUCCUUGUACCGAGAUGGUAUCGGAUGUGAAUCUACCGGCCGCCCAACUACAAAUAGCAAUGGGCUUACCAUUGCACCACAUUAAAGAUAUACGUCUUUUAUAUGGGGAGAGUCCUUGGGGCGAUAAUCCGAUUGAUUUCGACCAGCCUCGUCAUAAACCUCAACCGUGGGGCCACGUUAUUGCAGCUAGAAUUACCAGCGAAAAUCCUGACGAAGGUUUCAAGCCGAGUUCCGGUACGGUGCAAGAGUUGAAUUUUCGAUCAUCCAAAAAUGUUUGGGGUUAUUUCUCAGUUGGAGCUUCAGGAGGACUUCACGAAUUCGCGGAUUCUCAAUUUGGCCAUUGUUUUUCGUGGGGUGAAGACCGUAAUCAAGCUAGAGAGAAUUUAGUCGUGGCUCUAAAAGAACUGAGCAUCAGAGGCGAUUUUAGGACAACGGUUGAGUAUCUUAUCACAUUGUUGGAGACUGAAUCCUUUCUACAGAAUAAUAUAGAUACUGCUUGGCUCGAUUUGCUGAUCGCCGAAUGUGUUCGAAGUGACAAACCAGAUAUUAUAUUGGCUGUUACGUGCGGAGCACUUCAUAUUGCCGAUAGAACGAUUACAGCGGCUUUUACUGGCUUUCAAACUUCCUUAGAGAAAGGCCAAAUACAGGCUAGCAAUGAUUUAGAUAAUGUUAUUGAUGUAGAGCUUAUUAACGACGGAUACAAAUAUAAAGUACAGGCUGCCAAAUCUGGUCCCAAUACCUACUUCCUCGUGAUGAAUGGCUCCUAUAAAGAAAUUGAAAUCCAUCGCAUGUCGGACGGAGGAUUGUUGUUUUCACUGGAUGGUGGCAGUUUUACGACUUAUAUGCGUGAAGAGGUAGAUCGUUAUAGGAUCAUAAUUGGAAAUCAGACAUGUAUUUUUGAGAAAGAUAACGAUCCGUCCUUACUGAGAUCACCGUCGGCCGGCAAGUUAAUCAAUUUCUUGGUCGAAGACGGGGGUCACGUUAGUCCUGGUCAGGCAUACGCCGAAAUUGAAGUAAUGAAGAUGGUCAUGACUGUUACCGCCAGCGAGAUGGGAAGUGUUUUUUAUGUAAAGAGACCUGGUGCUAUAUUAGAAGCCGGUACAUUGAUCGCGCAUCUCGAAUUGGAUGAUCCGUCAUUGGUGACGAAAGCGCAAGAAUACACAAGACAAUUUCCUACGGCAGUAACAUCGGCUGUACCGGAAAAACUGAAUCAUCUUCACACCAAGUAUCGAAAUGCUUUGGAAAAUACUUUGGCUGGCUACUGCUUACCCGAUCCAUACCAUUUGCCACGUUUACGUGAGCUAAUCGAAAAGUUUAUGUUCUCGUUACGCGAUCCUAACUUGCCGUUGUUGGAAUUGCAGGAGGUGAUCGCGACGAUAUCCGGCAGAAUCCCUGUCUCGGUUGAGAAAAAGAUUCGCAAAUUGAUGUCUUUAUACGAGCGAAACAUCACGUCGAUCUUAGCUCAAUUUCCCAGUCAACAGAUCGCUGCUGUAAUUGAUGGACACGCGGCGACCUUGUCCAAAAGAGCCGAGCGAGACGUGUUCUUCCUGACUACUCAAGCUAUCGUGCAAUUGGUACAAAGAUACCGGAACGGUAUACGCGGUCGAAUGAAGACCGCCGUGCACGAACUUCUCCGACAGUAUUACACGGUUGAAAGCCAAUUCCAACAAGGUCAUUAUGAUAAGUGUGUCUCCGCACUGAUAGAAAAAUACAAGGAUGAUGUAACCACUGUGACUGGUAUGAUCUUCAGUCACAAUCAAGUGACAAAGAAGAACGUCCUAGUUACUAUGUUGAUCGAUCAUCUGUGGGCUAACGAACCCGGUCUCACGGACGAGCUAUCGAGCACGCUAACGGAAUUAACGAGUCUGAAUCGUACGGAGCACAGCCGCGUUGCAUUGAGAGCUAGGCAGGUAUUAAUCGCUGCCCAUCAACCUGCAUAUGAGCUUAGACAUAAUCAGAUGGAAUCUAUAUUUCUUUCCGCAGUGGAUAUGUAUGGGCACGACUUCCAUCCAGAAAAUCUGCAGAAACUCAUUCUCUCAGAAACGUCCAUCUUCGACAUACUUCACGACUUCUUCUAUCAUUCCAAUCGCGCGGUGUGCAACGCAGCCUUAGAAGUCUACGUACGACGAGCUUAUAUCAGUUAUGACCUGACGUGUUUACAACACUUGGAGCUAUCCGGCGAGAUCCCAUUGGUGUAUUUCCAAUUCGUUUUACCCAGCAAUCACCCUAAUCGUCAGAAUCAAUCUCUGGUGGACCACAGAGCUGGCGCGAUGGCGGCCUUUCAGGAUCUCGAUCACUUUAAUCAGUAUGCGGACGAGAUUUUGGAUCUACUGGAGGAUCUAUCGAGUCCCACGCCGAUAGUGUGUCCGAAAUUGUUGGAGGCGGUGGAAGCCGCCGGGAGCGAAUCGAGGCACAGUACGUCGAUCAAUGUCUCUUUGAGUGCGGCUGAAACGACAACCACGACAACAGCAGCAACUACUAACGACAAAUCCGCAGAGCCAAGUCACAUAUUGAGCAUCGCAGUCAAGGAGAAUGGCACCGAGGAUGAUGCCACUAUGUCCAGAAUGUUUGGAGAUUGGUGCGCAAACAACAAAGAUGAGUUAAUAUCUCGUGGCAUCCGAAGAGUUACGUUCGCCGCACUCAAGAAAAGGCAGUUCCCCAAAUUUUUCACCUUCCGUCAGCGAGAGGGCUUCGUCGAGGACAGAAUCUACCGGCAUCUCGAGCCUGGUUGCGCCUUCCAAUUGGAAUUGAAUCGUAUGCGAACAUACGAUCUCGAAGCACUUCCAACAUCCAAUCAGAAGAUGCAUCUGUACCUUGGGCAAGCCAAGGUCGCAAAGGGCCAGCAAGUUACGGAUUAUCGCUUCUUCAUUCGCUCGAUCAUACGACAUUCCGACCUCAUCACGAAAGAGGCUAGCUUCGAUUAUCUUCAUAACGAAGGCGAGCGUGUUUUGCUUGAGGCCAUGGACGAGCUGGAAGUUGCGUUCUCGCAUCCUCUCGCUAAACGUACCGAGUGCAAUCACAUUUUCUUGAACUUUGUACCCACAGUCAUUAUGGAUCCUAGCAGAAUAGAGGAGAGUGUGACGAGCAUGGUGCUACGAUACGGGCCAAGAUUAUGGAAGUUGCACGUCCGACAGGCAGAGAUAAAGAUGACUAUUCGACCCGCACCAGGGAAACCGACUUCCAACGUACGUCUCUGUAUCGCCAAUGAUAGUGGAUACAGCAUCGACUUGCAUUUGUAUACGGAAGCUACCGACUCCAAGACGGGUAUCAUUCGCUUCGAGUCUUAUCCGUCUACUACAAACGGGACCAAUUGGAGGCCAGGUCCUAUGCACGGACUACCGAUCUCCACGCCAUAUCUGACCAAAGAUUAUCUCCAAGCGAAGAGAUUUCAGGCACAGAGCGCCGGCACGACUUACGUAUACGAUUUGCCAGAUAUGUUCCGGCAACAACUCGAGAAGUUAUGGCAGAGAUACGUUGAGGAGAUGUCGCCAAGCAAGCAAAAUCCGAUUACGAUUCCUAAUCCAGUGAUGGAUAUCGUGGAGUUAGUAUUGGAGGGGGAACAAUUGGUCGAACAGAAGCGCCUGCCGGGCGAGAACGACGUUGGCAUGAUCGCGUGGCAGUUGACUCUGUAUACUCCGGAGUAUCCAUUUGGCAGGGACAUUAUACUUAUUGCCAACGAUUUAACAUACAUGAUAGGCUCAUUCGGGACGCGCGAGGAUCUUGUGUUUUGUAGAGCUUCCGAGAGAGCGAGACAACUUGGGUGUCCACGUAUAUACUUUUCUGCCAAUUCUGGAGCACGUCUUGGUCUAGCCGAAGAGGUGAAGGCUCUUUUCAGGAUCGCGUGGGAAGACGAGAACGAGCCGGAGAAGGGUUUCAAAUACAUAUAUCUCACGCCGGAUGAUUAUGCGCGCUUGGCCCCCCUCAACUCGGUGAAGGCAUCGUUGAUCGAGGAUCCUGCAGGAGAAUCACGUUACAAGAUCACAGACAUCAUCGGCAAGGAUGAUAAUCUAGGGGUAGAGAAUUUAAAGUAUGCCGGUCUAAUCGCGGGGGAAACGUCAAAAGCAUACAACGAGAUUAUCACAAUCUCUAUAGUGUCAUGCCGUGCGAUCGGUAUCGGCGCCUAUCUGGUCCGUCUCGGUCAAAGAAUAAUUCAGAUUGAGAAUUCGCAUAUUAUUUUAACCGGUUAUAGAGCAUUAAAUACUGUGCUGGGUCGCGAGGUUUACGCUAGCAAUAAUCAACUGGGCGGUACACAGAUUAUGCACAACAAUGGGGUAUCUCACGCGACUGACGAUCGGGACUUGGACGGGGUGGCGACUGUGCUGAAGUGGCUAAGUUACUUUCCUAAAAAUAAAGGUGCCUCGUUGCCGAUACUGUCACCCAUCAUGGAUCCAAUCGACCGAGAGAUCGGUUACGUGCCUACAAAAACAGCUUAUGAUCCGAGAUGGAUGCUAGAAGGCAGAAAUUGUACCGAGUCGAACGUCUGGGAAAGUGGCUUUUUCGAUCGAGGCUCGUGGCAUGAAAUAAUGAGACCAUGGGCGCAAACAGUAGUAACGGGACGAGCUAGACUCGGUGGCAUACCGUGUGGCAUUAUCGCUGUCGAAACGAGAACUGUUGAGCUGCAUUUGCCAGCUGACCCUGCCAAUUUAGAUUCGGAAGCUAAAACUAUAUCUCAAGCAGGACAAGUUUGGUUUCCGGAUAGCGCGUACAAAACUGCUCAAGCUAUUCAAGAUUUCGGAAAAGAGGAAUUGCCGCUAUUUAUCUUUGCUAAUUGGAGAGGCUUCUCUGGCGGUAUGAAAGAUAUGUACGAGCAGAUCAUCAAGUUCGGCGCAUAUAUCGUGGACGGAUUGCAACAAUAUUGCAAGCCGAUAUUUGUUUACAUUCCACCGAACGGAGAACUUAGGGGUGGCGCUUGGGCGGUCGUUGAUCCUAUGAUAAAUCCUCGUUUUAUGGAGAUGUUUGCCGACAAUAACAGUAGAGGUGGCAUCUUGGAAGCCGAUGGUGUUGUAGAAAUCAAAUUCCGUAACAAGGACAUCGUGAAGACUAUACAUAGAGUUGAUCUUGUUAUAAUAAAAUUAAAAGAAAAAUUAACAACAGUAAACACAGCGGAGGAACGUGCCGAGAUCGAAGCGCAAAUUCGCAAGCGCGAACAAAUUUUGGAGCCAAUUUACCGUCAAGUCGCUGUUUAUUUCGCUGAUUUGCACGAUACGCCGGAGAGAAUGUUCGAAAAGAAUACAAUUCAGGAGAUAAUACCGUGGAAAAAAGCGCGUCAGCUAUUUUAUUGGCGAUUACGCCGGCGACUUUUUGAAGAGAAAAUUAAGACUGAAAUUCUGUCAACGCAGCCUAGUUUUGACGUUAGACAAGUGGAAGCGAUGCUUCGACGUUGGUUCAUCGAAGACAAAGGAGCAACGGAGUCGUAUUUGUGGGAUCAAGACGAAGCUGCAACCUAUUGGCUGGAAGCUCAAUGUAAAACCGACGACAGUGUGGUAUCGCGCAAUAUAACGUGUGUGAAGAGAGACGCGGUAGUAACGCGAAUCAAGGAAGCGUUGGAAAUCUGUCCGGAAAUAAGAUUGAACGCAGUGCUAGAAAUUGCACACAGAUUGCAACCAGCUGAACGAGCAGAGUUGCAAAGAACUUUAUCGCAGUUAGAGACUGCGGGACAGGAGCAUCACAAGGAUUCAGGCGUUUCAUCCUGAGUGCAUUUCGCGUAAACGUACCUGCUCCAUGUUAUGUAUUCAUUCCAACUUAUUAACAUUUAAACGCACAUCAAUAGUACAAUUCAUCUUCAAAGACAUAUAUAAUUAUUCAUAUUAAUGCAAAUCUCUUCUCUAUUAAGGAGAAUAACUGAAUAGAUACUUUGAAUAAAUAGUGUUUCAUAAAACCUGAAUUUUUCAAAUAUUGAUUGGAAUGUGAACACAAUCAUCAUUUGUUAUUAACAUUGAAUAUCGAGGUUUGAAUUUCGAUAGUUUAAAUUUCGAUUUUAUUGAAAUUAAGUUUUAUUUAAAAAUUGAUGAUAUAAGAAAUUCAAAGUAUACCAGAAGAGAUAGUGUUUGAUUAAUUUAUUAAUGAUUUUUUUUAUCUCUUUAAUGC
Acromyrmex echinatior (Panamanian leafcutter ant) is the source of this 8166-nucleotide messenger RNA. RefSeq names its product acetyl-CoA carboxylase (gene ACC). Gene Ontology annotation, biological process: fatty acid biosynthetic process. NCBI's taxonomy places the organism in Eukaryota, Metazoa, Arthropoda, Insecta, Hymenoptera, Formicidae. Gene Ontology annotation, cellular component: mitochondrion. The record is from RefSeq and is a predicted model, not a curated record. Gene Ontology annotation, molecular function: metal ion binding; ATP binding; acetyl-CoA carboxylase activity.